AUCUCGAAAACCCUCCCUCGAAAGUUAAGUUUCUCCUCCUCCGGUGCUUUCUCCACCGGCGCUGCUAAGGCCCUUCAGUUGGGUCCCGCAGUGGCGCUAAAAUCGCGAACCAAUUCCUCGGGUCAGCUAUUGAGCCAUGCGGUCUCCAGUGAUCCUCUCCUCACCUCCAUCCCAGCACCUGGCACAGUGGCAAAUCCAAUCCCACUGCAGGGUCACAUGUUGCAACGCAUCCACUUUCGUGUACCGGCCGUAUGUAAGUCGAGCAGGGACUUUCGAAUCUUCAACACACAUUGCGGUGUCUUCACCGACCUAUGGGCCUCGCAGUAG
Molecule: messenger RNA, 327 nt
Organism: Hydatigera taeniaeformis
Lineage: Eukaryota; Metazoa; Platyhelminthes; Cestoda; Cyclophyllidea; Taeniidae
Source: the annotation of a GenBank genome assembly